Molecule: messenger RNA, 2041 nt
Organism: Myotis myotis
Lineage: Eukaryota; Metazoa; Chordata; Mammalia; Chiroptera; Vespertilionidae
Product: arylsulfatase D-like
Exons: 10
Coding region: 122-1900 (592 amino acids)
Molecular function (GO): arylsulfatase activity
Source: RefSeq, a predicted model, not a curated record
AGCAGAUUAGCGAGGGAGGAGCCCGCACGGUGCCGAAGUCACAGCUCCGUGGGCCGGACUCCGGCCCGGAUCGCUCGGGGCAAAGUCCUCCGGCGCGUCUGGCUCCCGCGCGCUCCGUCCGAUGGCGACCAGGGGACCCGCCUCGUCCGCCGCCAGGAACCGCGGGCCGGCUCUGGCCGCCCUGUGCUUGCUUCUGGGGACGGGCCGGUUCCCAGCAGCCGACGCCCUCAGACCAAAUGUCCUCCUGAUCAUGGCGGACGAUCUCGGCAUCGGGGACCUGGGUUGCUAUGGGAACAGCACACUGAGGACGCCCAACAUCGACCGGCUGGCGGCAGAAGGCGUGAGGCUCACCCAGCACCUGGCGGCCGCCCCCCUCUGCACCCCGAGCCGAGCGGCUUUCCUGACGGGGAGACUCGCUCUCAGAUCAGGCAUGGAAGCCAAUGACGGAUACCGGGCCCUACAGUGGAACGGGGGCUCCGGGGGGCUCCCCGAGAACGAAACCACCUUCGCGAGGAUCCUGCAGCAGCAGGGUUACGCCACCGGCCUCAUAGGAAAAUGGCACCAGGGCGUCAGCUGCCAGUCCCGCCGCGACCACUGCCACCACCCUCUGCGCCACGGGUUCGAAUACUUCUACGGGAUGCCCUUCACGCUGGUCAAUGACUGCCACCCAGGCCGGCCCCCCGAGGUGGACGCCGCCCUGAGGGCCCGGCUGUGGCGUCACACCCAGUGGCUGGCCCUGGGCGUCCUGACGCUGGCGGCCGGCCAGGCCUGGGGGCUCCUGUCCGUGCCCCGGGGGGCGGUCCUGGGGGCGGCCGGCCUCCUGGUCCUGUUCUUCGGGUCCUGGUACGCCAGCUUCGGGUUCGUGAGGCGCUGGAACUGCCUGCUGAUGCGAAACGGCGAUGUCGUCGAGCAGCCCAUGGUUCUGGAGAGAACCGCCGGCCGCCUGCUGAGGGAAGCCGUGUCCUACAUUGAGAGAAAUAAACACCAGCCGUUCCUACUCUUUGUGUCUUUGCUCCACGUACACAUCCCCCUGGUCACCAGGAGAGAGUUUCUUGGGAAGAGCAGGCAUGGCUUAUACGGCGACAACGUCGAGGAGAUGGACUGGCUUGUGGGCAAAAUCCUGGAGGCCCUGGAAGAAAACGGUCUGACAAACACCACCCUCACCUACUUCACCUCCGACCACGGGGGGCAUCUGGAGGCCGGAGACGAGGCGCUGGGCCAGCUGGGCGGGUGGAACGGCGUGUACAGAGGUGGCAAAGGCAUGGGCGGCUGGGAAGGCGGGAUUCGGGUCCCCGGGAUCUUCCGGUGGCCCGGGGUGCUGCCCGCCGGCCGGGAGAUCCACGAGCCCACCAGCCUGAUGGACGUGUUCCCCACCGUGGUCGAGCUGGGGGGCGGAGAGACGCCCCAGGACAGGGUGAUCGAUGGCCGUAGCCUGGUGCCCCUGCUUCUCGGGGCUGCCGAGCACUCGGCACAUGAGUUCCUGUUCCAUUAUUGCGGGAGGCACCUCCACGCCGCACGCUGGCAUGACCAGGACAGUGGCCGACUGUGGAAGGUCCACUACAUGACACCCCGGUUCCACCCCGAGGGCGCGGGCGCCUGCCACGGCCACGGCGUGUGCCCCUGCUCAGGGGAUGGCGUGACCCAGCACAGCCCUCCUCUGCUCUUCGACCUCUCCAGCGACCCCUCGGAAGCUCGGCCCCUGUCCCCCGACUCCGAGCCGCUGUUCCACGCGGUGGUCGCCAGGGUGGGCGCGGCCGUGGAGGAGCACAGAGCCACCCUGACCCCCGUGCCCUCACAGUUCUCCCUGAGCCACAUCCUCUGGAAGCCGUGGCUGCAGCCCUGCUGUGGGACCUUCCCCUUCUGCUCCUGCACCCAGGACGGAGGCCCCAGCGAGAAGUGACUGCCGCCCCCCCGGCCGGCGAGGCUCAGUGAUUGAGCGUCGACCUAGGAACCAGGAGGUCCCGGGUUCGAUUCCCGGUCAAGGGCACAGGCCCAGGUUGCGGGCUCCAUCCCCAGUGGGGGGCGUGCAGGAGGCGGCCGG